AUGAAGAGAACAUACAAAUCCAUCAAAGAUCAUAAUUCUAAGUCAGGAAAUAAUCCUCGGUCUUGGCCUUACAUUGAGGUGAUGGAAUCUUUGUUAGAAGAAAAACCUUUUAUGAAUCCUAUUGCUCUGGCUUCCUCUUCAAAUCAAGCUUGUAUACAGAAUGAGAGUAGUGACUCUUUACUCGACAGUGACACUUCUACUGGCUCUUCACACUCACGCAAAAGGAAGACUUCUCAACUUGCGGACGUCAUUAUGAAAACCCGAAAGAUUGCCGAAGAAAAUAAACUAAAACACCAUCAGCAGAUAAUGAAUCAGCGAGGUGAAAUCUUAAAUGCAUUAAAUAAGCUUAUUGAUAAAUUGCAAAUCAAAUGGAAGCAUAGUAUGGAGAUGAUACAUCUGUGA
Molecule: messenger RNA, 402 nt
Organism: Pseudomyrmex gracilis
Lineage: Eukaryota; Metazoa; Arthropoda; Insecta; Hymenoptera; Formicidae
Exons: 2
Coding region: 1-402 (133 amino acids)
Source: RefSeq, a predicted model, not a curated record